AUGUUCUGUGCUACUGACAGUGCCCUCAAAAAAUACUAGAAGUUUUCACGAAAAUAAAUAAAUAAAAUUUUGUCACAUCAUACCUUACAUUUUAAUAAAUGAAAGUGUUGGCUGUUAACUCCAGAGUACCUGAUCCAAGAUGAGUUCCCAAUAUACAAGAGAACAUUUGAAAAUAUCUGCAGCAAAAAUUUUACAAACUUUAGGAUGGCAUUCUUCAAAUUCAACACCAUUAGAAAUCAUAACAGACAUACUUCACAAUUAUAUUUUUCAGUUAUCUAAGGUAGCAAGUGAAUAUGCAAAUGAAUUUGGUUUCACGGAACCUAACCUGGAUCAUCUAGGACUAGCUUUCAGAGAAAUGGGAAUCAGUUUGCCUGAAUUGGAAGAAUUUGUUAAAUAUGUGAAUUUUGGAACACCAGCUACUCAGGUUUGUAAAUAUCCUGUGCCCAAGGAAGAUCAACUCAAUUUUCUAAAACCAGGCAGUAAGGAAGUUGUUACGAGACCUGUUCAUAUCCAUGAGCAUCUACCACCAAUGAAUCCUAUUUUAGAAGGUGCUAUAAUUGAAAAAGAAACCAUGCCACCUAUUCCUGAAAAAGUAGACGAAGUGCCAGAAAACCCUUCAGUUUUCAAAAAACCACCCGAUGUUCCCCAUGGAGAAUUCAAAAGAAUCAAGAGAGAAGAUGAGGGGAGUAGGCCUACCCGCGAAAUAAGUAGUGUGAUGAUGACCACAUCAGGAUUCCUAUCACCGGCUCGAGAAGGGAGACUUCCAGAAGCAAAGACCCCUAUACCACCACCUGCAGAAAUACCACCGCAACCUCCUCAACCUAUUAUUAAUUCAUUGUCAGAACACAAUAUGGGUGUUUUACCAAUGAAAAAACUUCCAAGGCCCAUGAAAAGAGUUGAAAGAAAAAAAGAUAGAAUAGGAAAGGAAUUGUUCAAAAAUCACGAAGAUAAAGUUCGGAAGAACCCCAAGGAGCCCUUCAAGGUGAAACACAUGAAGAAAAUCGCAAAUGACUUGAGUUUAAUGCCAAACUUUCCCCAAUUUUUGAAUAUGGGAAAACUACCCCUGGUACCACCUCUAUCUAAUCAAAAAAUAAAUCCAGUUAAGUUCAACAAUAAAACUUUGCAAGCAGCACGUAUGAAAACUGAGAAAUUCAAUACAACAAUAACACCAUUACCUUUGAAAUCAAUGAACAAUCGAUCGCAAUUGAGCGUCGAUAAACUUCACACUAUCCCAGAUAGAAAGAAAGCCAACAUUCUGAAAAAGAUUUCUAAUAUGAAAGAGAAAAUUGAAGAGAAGGUCAUAAUCAAAAAAGAAGAAAAGGAGGAUCCAUCCAGUCCUCCAGACUUAAUUAUAGAUGAACCUGAAGAUAUAAUUCCUAAGUUAAAACAAUUCCGAAGUGAUAUAACCAUUGAACCUAUUAACCCUACUACUCGCCCAGAUGUCAGCAUCAAAUCGGAGCCAAUGUAUUUUGAUGAAUCGCCCCCUGGUACUCCAUCAACUCCCAAAACUCCUGAAAUGAUGGCCACACCCCCUUCUGUAAUAAAAGAAAAGAAGAAGAGAAAACCGAAAGUUCCAAAAAUGGCCAAAACCGAUCCUCAGCCAACAAAUUAUGCAACUUUCAAUGAAACUGAAGCAUUAGUUGAUCGACCUAAAACACCAAAAGCAGAAAUUGAUGUAUCCACUCGUAGACAGUCACCUGUGCCUCAAGCGAUGCCUGAAUUUCCAUUUGGCAAUAUCAAUCCAUAUCAAUUUGGACGUCCUAAUUUGAAUUUUUUAGCUAAUUUUGGAGGGCCUGGUUUAAUCCCCCCACCGUUAGGUAAUCCUCUUAAUCCUCUUUUCCCUACUCAUUUCCCAUUGCUGAAUUUAUCUGAUUUCGGUCAAAAUCCUUAUUUGCCACAAAAUUUACCUACUCCUAAUCAUUUAGUGCCAAAAGUUGAAGAAAUGCCUAGUUCAUCAUCUUCUGCACCGGAACCUGUCAGUUUACCACCUCCCAGAACCCCUGAGCCUGUAACUUCAAGUAUUAAACCGGAUAAAAUAGAUAAAAAAUCAAAAGAACACAAAAAAGAGAAGAAGGAUAAAUUGAAAAAGAAAUUGAAAAAAGAAAAACUGAAGGCUGAGAAGAAGGAAGAAAAGAAAAAGAUUAAGAAGAAAGAGAAAAAGGACAAGCGUAAAGAAAAAGAAAUCAAGGAAGAACCUUCAACAGCAGUGCCUAAAUUAACGCUCAAACUCAAGUCUCCUUCCCCACGGCCAGUCACACCAGAUACAACCACAAAAAAAUUGAAUAUAAAGCCUGUGGUAAAAAAAGAAUCUGAAUUAUAUGAUGACCCGGAUGUUGAUGGGGCCAAUCUUGCUAGGAUUUCUGCUCUUGUAACAGGUCCCCCAAAGUCCAAGAAUACACCACCGCCAACUCCUCCACAACAACAACAACCUGUUGCUCCUGCUAUUGAAACAAUUUAUCCUAUUACUUACGCAAUUCCGAAGAAAAAACACAAACCCGAAAUCAAACCCAUUAAACUCAAGGUCGAUAUAAAGAAAGAACCAGUUUUCGAACCAGCACCAGCACCUCCAUCAAAAUACAUUGACGCCGAAGGAAAUGAAGUGUGGAUAUGUCCGGCUUGUAGUCGACAGGACGAUGGAAGUCCUAUGAUAGGUUGUGAUGGUUGCGAUGCUUGGUACCAUUGGGUGUGCGUCGGCAUUCAAGUACCUCCAGAUGAGAACGAAAACUGGUAUUGUAGGCACUGUCUUCUCAAAAAGGAUGAAGAUCUUCAGUCAGACAAAAAGAAGAAAAGAAAAAGAAAAGAUAAAAAGGAUCAUCAAUAGGUCAAUACUACGUUACUGAUUUUUAAAUUAUUGAAUCGUUUGCAAUCAUUUACAUCAGAGAGAGUUUUUUAUAUUUGUUACCUAUUUUUAUGGAACAACUUUUAUUGAAUUUUUUAAAUUACAAUCGUACAUGAUUAAGCCAAUAUAUUUGUUCAGAAAAGCAUAUUUUGGAGUAAUAUAAGCUGUAGAUAAAAAACAUUUGUGUAAUUGUUAACGAAAAUAAAAAUUAUUGUUCUAGUUA
Molecule: messenger RNA, 3062 nt
Organism: Coccinella septempunctata (seven-spotted ladybird)
Lineage: Eukaryota; Metazoa; Arthropoda; Insecta; Coleoptera; Coccinellidae
Gene: Taf3
Product: transcription initiation factor TFIID subunit 3
Exons: 11
Coding region: 140-2821 (893 amino acids)
Cellular component (GO): transcription factor TFIID complex
Molecular function (GO): protein heterodimerization activity
Source: RefSeq, a predicted model, not a curated record